Drosophila willistoni is the source of this 1762-nucleotide messenger RNA. RefSeq lists its product as uncharacterized. The transcript has 5 exons. Gene Ontology annotation, molecular function: serine-type endopeptidase activity. The coding region runs from base 584 to 1762 and encodes 392 amino acids. Gene Ontology annotation, biological process: proteolysis. The record is from RefSeq and is a predicted model, not a curated record. NCBI's taxonomy places the organism in Eukaryota, Metazoa, Arthropoda, Insecta, Diptera, Drosophilidae.
GAUUCGCAUUCGCAUCCCAAGAAAACGAAAAGAAAAAAAAGCACAUAAAAAAACUACUUAGCCGAAAAUCCAAAACUAUCCAAAGAGGCCUACAUAACUUGUCUUAGUUCCACAGAGACGCACGCGCUGAAACGUAAACGUUAAAGCCAAACGACGACAAAAGCUAAAGAAAAACGUCUAAGUGAACCGUUAUUAUUACCCAGCCGUGGGCCAUAAUCGCCAGCAUCACCAUCGACAAGCGCGCAUAUUAUAUAACCCUCUUUUCUGCUACUGCUUCCACAAAUUGGCCCUGCCCUCUCUUACCCACCACUACUGACUACGCCCAGAUCUCUGGGCUAAUGAAUGAGCCAAAGCAGCAGCAGAGUUAGUAAAGGUCUAAGUUAUAAAACCAAGUCGGUCGAAAAGUUGGCCCAACGUGAAAGUGAAAAGCAGUCGCAUUGUGGCAGUCAGGAUACAUCAUCAUCGGCAUUGCCAUUGCUCGAUCUUCAACACCAUCUGGUUGUGCUCUAGGUCAGUCAUGCGCGCCAUGAGCUGUUGUCAAUGCUGAAGCCAAUGCAGCUGCCCACAGAGCAGCGCAUCCAAUAUGAAGUCAUCUAACAUUUUGGCCUUGCAAUGGCUUUGCCUAUUGCUUUUGCCACCCAGCUCUAUACAGUUUGAGACAGACUGCGGCUGUCGUCCGGCACGUCGUACUCCCAGGAUAAUAGCUGGAGCCACCACCAAUGAAGGCCAGUUUCCUUGGCAAGCCUCAUUGGAGUUAUUGCAUCCUUCGUUGGGCUUUUUGGGUCACUGGUGCGGAGCCGUGCUGAUACAUCAGUAUUGGAUACUCUCGGCAGCACAUUGUGUUCACAAUGAUCUCUUUAAUUUACCAAUCCCUCCAUUAUGGACUGUGGUAUUGGGUGAGCACGAUCGCGAUGUUGAAUCGGGCCAUGAGCAGCGUAUACCCGUCGAGAAGAUUGUAAUGCAUCAUCGGUAUCAUAACUUUCGUCACGAUGUCGUCUUGAUGAAGCUAACCAAGCCAGCGGAUAUAAAUCGCUCAUCAAAUGUUCGACGUAUUUGUUUGCCCUUUAUGUUGGCCGGAGUUCCUGAGAAUGAGGCUAACGCAAUGUCUGGCACAUCGAUGACCGAGGAUGUCCUUAGCCAACAACUGGAGUUAGAUGAUGUACCCGAAAAAAUUGAUAAUUUUCUGCGUAGUGUGCAGGGAAGAAGACGCUAUCGCAAUGUGACAGCUCCAAGUAUGCGUGAUCUGAUGAACAUGAAGAUUUUAAGUAGAUUACGUCAAGCGCUGGCCCAACGUUCGCCGCGUAGUUUAAAGCGCACACGUAGACGCAAUGAUAAGCUGAUGAAGCUCGAUACGGAGCAGGAGAGUGGUGCACCCAAAUCCUAUGAGAAUCCGCGUGAAAUGGCCUUUGUGGAAUGCGUGGCCACUGGCUGGGGAAAGGCCAAUAUUAGUGGUGAUCUCUCCAAUCAGUUGCUAAAGACUCAUGUGCCGCUUCAUAAAAAUCGCAGGUGUAAAGAUGCCUAUGGAAGCUUUGUGAACAUUCAUGGUGGCCAUCUUUGCGCUGGCAAACUAAAUGGCAAAGGUGGCACCUGUGUGGGUGAUUCGGGUGGUCCAUUGCAAUGCCGUUUGAGUCACGAUGGCCCCUGGAUAUUGGCUGGUGUUACCUCUUUCGGUUCUGGCUGUGCUUUGGAAGGAUUUCCCGAUGUUUAUACCCGUACCUCGUACUACAUGAAAUGGAUUGAAGACACGAUCGCCUCUCAUUGA